Messenger RNA from Dromaius novaehollandiae (emu), 3658 nucleotides. It is a transcript of the gene BRINP2, whose product is annotated as BMP/retinoic acid inducible neural specific 2. Gene Ontology annotation, cellular component: neuronal cell body; dendrite; cytoplasm. NCBI's taxonomy places the organism in Eukaryota, Metazoa, Chordata, Aves, Casuariiformes, Dromaiidae. The coding region runs from base 319 to 2670 and encodes 783 amino acids. The record is from RefSeq and is a predicted model, not a curated record. Gene Ontology annotation, biological process: cellular response to retinoic acid; negative regulation of mitotic cell cycle; nervous system development. The transcript has 8 exons.
GCGGCGGCAGCGGCCGGGCCCGCGGGGCGGCAGCGCAGGGCCGCCGCCUGCCCGCCGGCGGGGCGCGCCCGGCUGGGGGCGAUGCGGCGGCCCGGCGCGGCGGCGGCAGCAGCGGCAGCAGCGGCGGAGCACGGCCCGGCACCGCGGCGCCGCCCCCGGCGGGCGCUGAGCGGCGGCGGCGGCGGCGACGCGACGGGACGGGACAUGCGGCCGGCGCCCCGCCGGCGCUGAGCCCCCGCCUCCCGCAGCCUGGGGGCGGUUGGUGUCCCCGAGGACGGCGCGGGGCGAGAAUGACGGAGCCGGCCGGGCGGCAGAAGCAUGAGGUGGCAGGACGGCUCUCCCUCUGAAGGGCCCCGGCGGAUGCUCGCGUGGCCGCUGGCCCUCCUGGCCCUGAGCGCGUGCCGCUGCCGCGGGGCGGGUGGCCCAGUGCCCGACCAGCAUGCCUCCGCCGCGGCCUCCUCCUCCUCCUCUUCCUCCAGCGCGGUGCCCCUCGACUGGCUCCUCACCGACCGCGGCCCCUUCUACCGAGCCCAGGAGUACGUGGACUUCAUGGAGCGCUACCGGCAGGGUUUCACCACCAGGUACAGGAUCUACAGAGAGUUUGCGCGCUGGAAGGUGAAUAACUUGGCCCUGGAGAGGAAAGAUUUCUUCAGCUUGCCACUGCCCCUCGCCCCCGAAUUCACCCGCAACAUCCGCCUGCUGGGACGCAGGCCCAGCCUGCAGCAGAUCACCGACAACCUCAUCAAAAAGUAUGGGACGCACUUCCUGCUCGCCGCCACGCUGGGAGGAGAGGAGUCCCUGACCAUUUUUGUGGACAAACGCAAGCUGAGCCGGCGAGCAGAGCCCGUCGGUGCCGCAGGAGGGGCCGGGAACAGCUCCGCGGUCUCGCUGGAGACCCUGCACCAGCUGGCCGCCUCCUACUUCAUCGACCGGGAGAGCACCCUGCGCCGGCUCCACCACAUCCAGAUCGCCACGGCGGCCAUCAAGGUGACAGAAACGCGGACGGGGCCGCUCGGCUGCAGCAACUACGACAACCUGGACUCGGUCAGCUCCGUCCUGGUGCAGAGCCCCGAGAACAAAGUGCAGCUCCUCGGGCUGCAGACGGUGCUGCCCCGCUACCUGCGGGAGCGCUUCGUGGCGGCCGCCCUCAGCUACAUCGCCUGCAGCUCCGAGGGCGAGCUGGUGUGCCGGAGCAACGACUGCUGCUGCCAAUGCCGCCCGGCCUUCCCCCGCUGCAACUGCCCCGAGGCCGACAUCCAGGCCAUGGAGGGCAGCCUGGCCCAGCUCCAGCGCGCCUGGGAGAACCACCACGGCCAGUUCGAGGAGUCAGAGGAGUUCCAGGCCCUUGUGAAGAGGCUCCCGGGGGACCGUUUCCUGAACAGGACAGCCAUCUCCCACUACUGGGCCACGGACCUGGACGUCCAGCAUCGCUACCAGCAGCUGGGCACCAGCUUGAAGCUGCUCUCCAGGAAAACCCACCGAAUCAUCCGGCGGCUCUUCAACCUCAGCAAACGCUGCCACAGGCAACCUCGCUUCAAACUGCCAAAGGAGAGGUCUCUACCCUACUGGUGGAGCCGCGCUCAGUCGCUCCUGUACUGCAGUGAGACCACCGUGCCUGGGACUUUCCUGGAAGAAAGCCACAGCUGCACUUGCCCCUCUGACCAAGCCUCCUGCCAGGGGCCAAUACCAUGUGCCUUGGGAGAAGGGCCAGCCUGCGCCAGCUGUGCCGAGGACAACAGCACCCGCUGCGGGGCCUGCAACCACGGCUACGUGCUCACCCAGGGCUUCUGCCGUCCCGAGGUCGCCGACUCCCUGGAGCACUACCUGGGUCUUGAGACAGACCUGCAGGACUUGGAGCUCAAGUACCUCCUCCAGAAACGGGACAGUCGCAUCGAGGUGCACUCUAUCUUCAUCAGCAAUGACAUGCGCUUGGGGAGCUGGUUUGACCCCUCCUGGAGGAAGCGCAUGCUCUUGACCCUGAAGAGCAACAAGUACAAGCCUGGGCUGGUCCACGUGAUGUUGGCCCUCUCCCUGCAGAUCUGCCUCACCAAGAACAGCACCCUGGAGCCUGUAAUGGCCAUCUAUGUCAACCCCUUUGGGGGAAGCCACUCAGAGAGCUGGUUCAUGCCCGUCAACGAGGGCAGCUUCCCAGACUGGGAAAGGACUAACGUAGAUGCCUCUGCCCAGUGCCAAAACUGGACACUGACUUUAGGGAAUAAGUGGAAGGCCUUCUUUGAAACGGUCCACGUCUACUUGAGAAGCCGCAUCAAGUCUCUGGAUGACAGCUCCAAUGAGACAAUCUACUAUGAACCCUUGGAGAUGGCAGAUCCCUCCAAGAACCUGGGGUACAUGAAAAUCAACAGCUUGCAAGUCUUUGGCUACAGCCUGCCCUUUGAACCGGACGCUAUUCGUGACCUGAUCCUUCAGCUGGACUACCCCUACACACAGGGCUCCCAGGACUCAGCCAUGCUACAGCUUUUGGAGAUCAGGGACCGGGUGAACAGGCUGUCACCCCCUGGCAAAACCCGCCUUGACCUCUUCACGUGCUUGCUCCGCCAUAGGCUCAAGCUGGCCAACAACGAGGUGGCGAGGAUCCAGUCCUCCUUGAGGGCCUUCAACGCCAAACUGCCACACACAGUAGAGCAGGAGACAGGCAAGCUCUGCAGCUAACAGCCAGGGCUGUGCAGAUCUCAGAGCAAGGGGGCCAGGAAAAAGGACUCCAAAAAAAAAAAAAUAAAUAAAAAACCAACCCACCCUAAAAAAAAUUAAAGCAAGGCCUUACCUUGGUGCCAACUGCGUGCUUCCAUGAUAGCCCCAGCGACUGGCCAAAGAGAUGGCAGGGCUCGUGCCGACGGAGGAAGCUGGCAGGAGUACAUGGGGUGGCUCGUGCAGCUCAGACUGGCUUCAAGCAGAGGGAUGCUGCCAGUAAGCCCAGCCUGCGGCACUUUGGUUUUAAUGCACCUCCCUGCUGUCGCACCAGGGAGGACACUCAGCUCCUGCGGCUGAUGCGGGGUUGGGGGGGAAGAGGUUCAGCAGGAGGCAGCCACAGGCAGGCAAGGACCAAACCCUGAGAUGCCGUCAGCCUGGCGUGGGCCCCCCUGCCGAGGGCCCCCCUCGCACAUCUCCAUCGCACGGAGAAACCAGCGGUGUGUCCUCAGCAGCCUCACUUUUGUAUUCUUUUUAAGAGAGGUUUCUACCACCGCCUUUGCUUUACAUCCCCGCGCUCCUUCCUGCGGCUGUGCCCUUGCACACAUGCCCGUGGCAUGGGGCUGGGGACCUCCCUGGGGCCUCUUCACCCAGCCGCAGUGAGGGCGGGCAUCUCGGUGAGCGUCCCUCAUCCGCUGCACUGGACUCGCACCACGGUACGCCAAGCCAAGGCGGCGUCACCACUCAAGGGGGCAAGGACCUGGCAUCCACCCCAGGGACGUUGCUGUUACGGACGGAGGUGGACAUCUCUGGGCUGCUUUUCCUUAUGACAACAAAAAAAAAAAAAAAGAAAAGAGAGAAAAAGAAAAAAAAGUUUUAUUUAUGUAUUUAUUUGGUUGUUUUGUUUUGGAGGGCUUUUUUUUUUUUCUAACCUAUUUAUUUGGGGAGGGUCAUUUGUUGUCAGUGGCUCCAGCCAGGAGACAUCUUAGUAAAAUGUUAUCUGUUUAAUAUA